Messenger RNA from Balaenoptera acutorostrata (minke whale), 2082 nucleotides. Its product is annotated as nuclear RNA export factor 2-like. Gene Ontology annotation, biological process: poly(A)+ mRNA export from nucleus. The transcript is spliced from 20 exons. NCBI's taxonomy places the organism in Eukaryota, Metazoa, Chordata, Mammalia, Artiodactyla, Balaenopteridae. The record is from RefSeq and is a predicted model, not a curated record. Gene Ontology annotation, cellular component: nucleus; cytoplasm. Bases 1 to 2082 code for a protein of 693 amino acids. Gene Ontology annotation, molecular function: RNA binding; protein binding.
AUGAAAGCAGAGGGGCCAGCUGGACAGCAGUACAGUCCAGGAGAUAGAUGUUGGUAUCUUGGCCAGGGUGGUGGUAAUGGAGGUGGUGAGAAGUGGCUGGCUUCUGGACAUACUUUGAGAGAGGGGCCGAGAGAAUUUCCUGACCAGUUGGAUGUGGAGUGUGGGAGAAAGAGAGCACGCCAGGCCCCCUCCGAGAGUAUUGUUCAGGGCAAAGCUGGAGGGAGGGAGACAGUUCAGGAGGCUGUGACAUCAGUGCCACCUGACAUUAAAGCUCCUAGUGCACUGGCAAAGGAAGUCCAGCUAGCUUGCUGGUUGUUAGUGGAAUCGGUGUGGUGGCUGAUUGGAUUUGGGAAGCACGAGAGAGAAUACAGUGAUGGUGGUAGACCACCUCAAGGAAGAAAGAAAGGUUGUAGUUCUUUCCCAGGUAAUUCUGGCAAGAGGAGCCCUCAUUAUGAACACGGUGGGGGUGAGCCUCAGCCCUCACACCUCCAGGAGGAUGAUGGAAACGUGGUGAAGAGGGAUGUCCAGGAGGACCCCGAAGUAAGACACUCUCCCUGUACCAUCCCAGGCAACGAGAGGACAGUGGGAUGGCACAGUGAAGGCCACAUGCAUAUGACUGUGUGGGGAAACAGAAAACCUCUGGAGAGAGAAAUGCGGGAGAACACACAAGAUGGAACCCCAGGGAGCUGGUUCAGGGUCACCAUUCCUUAUGGGGUAAAGUAUGACAGGACAUGGCUAAUGAACUCAAUCCAGCGCCAUUGCAGUGUCCCCUUCACUCCAGUGGACUUCCACUUUAUGCACACUGGGGCUGAGUUCUUUGUCCAAGAAGCUAGCACUGCCUCUGCAUUGAUGGAUGUCAGCAACAAGAUUUGUGACGAGGAGAGCCGAAAGAUACCUGUGUUUGUCAGCCCCUCCGCUGCUCCCUACUCUGUGCAGGAUAAGUUGAAGCCAGAAGAAAUGGAGCAGCUAAAACUGACCUUGAGCAAACGAUUUGAUGUCUCCCAGCAAGCUCUUGACCUCCGGAGGCUCCGCGUUGACCCAGGCUUGUUGGGCCAUGAUAUUGAUAUAAUUCUGAAUCAAAGAAGCUGCAUGGCUGCCACCCUGCAGAUCAUCAAAAAGAAUUUCCCUGAGCUGUUGUCCUUGAACUUGAGCAGCAACAAACUGUACCAGCUGGAUGGCCUGUCUGACAUUAUACAGAUGGCCCCCACGGUCAAGAUCCUGAACCUCUCCAAAAAUAAGCUGAAGUAUCUGUGGGAGUUGAGGAAGAUUAAAGGGCUGAAGCUUGAAGAGCUGUGGCUGCAAGGGAACCCAUUGUGUGGCACCUUCCCCGACCAGUCCACCUAUGUAAGGGCCAUCAGAGAAUAUUUCCCGAAGUUGUUACGCCUGGAUGGCCAGGAGUUACCGUCACCAGUUACCGUUGAGGUUGACACUCCCUACGAAGUAAAGCCCUGCAAGGGCAGCUACUUUGGAUCUGAUAAGCUGAAGAGACAAGUCCUGCAAUUCCUGCAGCAGUUCUACUUGAUCCAUGACUAUGGAGACCGACAGUGUCUCGUGGGUGCUUAUCACCACAGGGCCUACUUCUCCCUGACCAUUCCCUUCCACCCCGAGGACCCAGCCCCAAGCAGCUUGUGCGAGUACUUCAAGGACAGCCGGAAUAUGAAGAAGCUCUCGGACCCCUACCUGCGGGUCCAGCUGCUGAAGCACACAAAUCGUGUCAUUGUGCACACCCUCUGUGUGUUGCCCAAGACUCAGCAUGACUUAAGCUCCUUCGUGGUGGACACGUGGUCCCAGACGGAAACGAUGCUCUGCUUCUCCGUCAGCGGGGUGUUCAAGGAAGUGGAAGGAAGUUCUCAGGACUGUGUGCGUGCUUUCACCCGGACCUUCAUCACUACCCCUGCCAGCUACUCCAGUCUGUGCAUUGUGAAUGACGAGCUGUUUGUGAGGGACGCCAGCCCCAGUGAGACCCAGAGUGUGUUCUCCAUCCCAGCGCCUACGCCCACCUCCAGCUCCAUGCACACCCUCUCCCAGGAGCAGCAGGACAUCAUGCAGGCGUCCUCCAUCCCACCUGAGGUGAACCUCUAG